AUGGAGAAUCUGAGAUCUGAAAACGGCCACCAAGGUGUUGCCAUGGAGGGCGUCAAGUUUGCGCCGGAGAUGGCCUACACCAACCGGAGAGCCCUCAGCGACAUCAAGAACAUAAUAGGAGGCACGCACCAACACUUGGCUGUCAGCAAGAGAGGUCUCUCAGAAAAACCAGCUGCUGCUGUAAAUACUAAAGAUCAAGCUGGCUUUGUUGGACACCGUCCGGUCACCAGGAAAUUCGCUGCAACAUUGGCAAACCAACCUACGGUUGCCCAUGUGGCCCCAAUUGGAAGUGAAAGACUGAAAAGAAACGCAGAUACAGCAUUCCACACACCUGCAGAUAUGGAAAGCACAAAAAUGACUGAUGAUAUUCCCUUGCCUAUGCUGUCGGAGAUGGAUGAAAUGAUGAACUCUGAACUGAAAGAGAUUGAGAUGGAAGAUAUCGAGGAGGCAGCACCUGAUAUUGACAGUUGUGAUGCAGGAAACUCCCUAGCUGUGGUUGACUAUGUAGAUGAAAUUUACAGAUUUUACAGGAAAACUGAGGGUGCAAGCUGUGUCCCUACAAAUUACAUGUCAAGCCAAACCGAUAUAAAUGAGAAGAUGCGUGGCAUUCUAAUUGACUGGCUGAUAGAGGUACACUACAAAUUAGAGCUGUUGGAGGAGACCCUUUUCCUAACCGUGAACAUCAUAGAUAGAUUCUUGGCACGUGAAACUGUGGUGCGGAAGAAGCUUCAGUUAGUUGGUGUAACUGCUAUGUUGCUCGCGUGCAAGUAUGAAGAAGUGAGCGUACCGGUGGUCGAGGAUCUGAUCUUAAUCUGUGAUCGCGCCUACACAAGGGCUGAUAUUCUUGAAAUGGAGAGGAGGAUAGUGAACACACUUAAUUUCAAUAUGUCGGUGCCAACUCCAUACUGUUUCAUGAGAAGGUUUCUAAAGGCAGCACAAUCUGAGAAGAAGCUCGAACUCCUGUCUUUCUUCAUGAUCGAGCUGAGUCUUGUCGAAUACGAGAUGCUCCACUUCUGCCCGUCUAUGCUAGCAGCUGCUGCCAUCUACACAGCUCAAUGCACCAUAAAUGGGUUCAAGUCCUGGAACAAAUGCUGUGAGCUGCACACAAAAUAUUCAGAAGAACAACUAAUGUAG
This is a messenger RNA of Miscanthus lutarioriparius, 1134 nucleotides long. The record is from the annotation of a GenBank genome assembly. NCBI's taxonomy places the organism in Eukaryota, Viridiplantae, Streptophyta, Magnoliopsida, Poales, Poaceae.